This is a messenger RNA of Rhodofomes roseus, 1492 nucleotides long. RefSeq lists its product as uncharacterized. NCBI's taxonomy places the organism in Eukaryota, Fungi, Basidiomycota, Agaricomycetes, Polyporales, Fomitopsidaceae. The transcript has 3 exons. The annotation marks the transcript as partial. Gene Ontology annotation, molecular function: protein binding. The record is from RefSeq and is a predicted model, not a curated record.
ACUCCCGCCACCACCGCUACUCCCUUCUCCUCUGCUACCAUCCACCACACACUAUGUCUGACCUCGACCCCGAUGACCCGUUCGCAAUGAGCGCAGCAUCCUCGCCUUCUUCGUCACCUGGGUCAUCACCUUCACUAUGGCCCGUCGACUCCUCCCCACCUUCGUCGCCUAGCAUCGGUCCAGUCGCGACCCCGCCCGAAUCACCGGGCCCGUUGGACCCGUAUGCAGGCUUGAACAAGUGGAACCGACCCCCGCAAUACGACGUCGAACGCGCGAAGCCUCUAGGAUGGGACUCUGGGAGCGUGUGCCCGCAGCGCGACGAGACCGCAUGCGACCAUCCAUUCGCCACGCCUUCGCCCAUGUCGGGCGAGAGCAGCAUGCAGGACCACUCAAAGACACAUCGUAGAACUGGAUCACACUGCGAGCACGGAAGAAACGCGUCCCCAUCCUCUUUGGGACCUAUGGAUCCAUACGCGGCCUCUGCGGGCGGGGCAUGGAGCCCUCCUCGUCGAGAGAAGAAGCCCCCCUCCCAUUCAGUGUCUGCAACGAGUGCGCAGUCAACAUCGACUAUUCUUUCCGACGAUACAGCAGACAGUGGACUAGCACCCAAUGAACGAUCGUUCAGUCAGAAAGCCGUUAACGACGACGACGACGUCGUCAAUUUGAAUGACGAACCAGCAGCACUACCGCAGUAUAGGCCAUCUAUGAUUACGGAGGAAGAGAUUUGGGAGAAGGCGAUUGCUACGGCAAUAGAGAAGGCCGAUGGAGAGGUAUACCUCCAGAACUCGUCUCUUAUGAGCAAUCCACUCACAUACAUACCGUCAUUCAUCUCCGACCUUGCGGGACUCGUCGUCCUUCCCUCACCACACACUCCUCAAGAGGUGGCCCCCAUCGCUGUUUCUGCACAUAGACCCUUCAUACGUUCAGCCACCGUUCCCGUGUCAUCGUCUCGAGCCGCCGCGUUCUUCGAUGACGACAUGCGACGGAAGGCAUUACACAAGGCAGGCAGCACUGCGCUCGUGCGGACGGCGACAUCCGCGAUGCUUCCGAAGUCGACGUCCAGGAACCCGUGCGAGCUCAAGCUCUUCCUCUCUGGCAACAAAAUCACGUCCCUACCUCUCGAGCUGUUUCAGCUGAUAGGGCUAACUGUCCUUGCCCUCCGCUCAAACUGUAUAUCUGUGAUGCCGUUCCAAAUCGCGCAGUUCACGAACCUUCGUGAGCUCAACAUUCCUUUCAACAAGCUUAGCUGGCUUCCGUCCGAGAUGCUCGGCAUGCAGCCGAUGCGUUUGCGGGUCACCAACAACACAUGGAUCCAACCGCCCCCGCCAGACGAGGAUCCAAACAUCCCACAGCCGCCGGCACAGUCACAGCGCACGCGUACCGGGCCUACCUCAGAGCCUACCCGGACGUGCGUAUCACCGACCACAGUCCAUUUCGAUAUCCCUCCCCUCACAGAGUUCUGUUUCCGCCUCUUGCUGUCGCCCAUCGCACC